AUGGCCGUGGUGAGGCUGGCCUGUUCCAACACCCGCUUCACUAACAUUUACGGGAUCUUCGGGGCCCUCCUGGUCGUUGGCUUUGAUUUGAGCUUCAUUGUGCUGUCCUACGCCAAGAUCCUGCAGGCGGUCCUGAGUCUGGCUACCAAGGAGGAGCAGCACAAAGCCUUUGGCACCUGCCUGUCCCAUGUCUGCGCCAUCCUGAUCUUCUACGUCCCGGUGAUCCUCUCCUCCUUCCUACACAGGUUCAGCUCCCAUGUUCCCACCUACAUCCACAUUCUCCUGGCUAACUUCUACCUGCUCUUCCCGCCAAUGAUGAACCCCAUUAUUUAUGGGGUGCAGACAAAGCAGAUCCGAGAGAGGGUUCUCCACCUCUUCUAUCCCCAGCAGCUGUUAGGAAAGGCAGCCUUGUAG
Messenger RNA from Thamnophis elegans (Western terrestrial garter snake), 414 nucleotides. RefSeq names its product olfactory receptor 52K2-like. Gene Ontology annotation, cellular component: membrane. Gene Ontology annotation, biological process: G protein-coupled receptor signaling pathway. The transcript has a single exon. NCBI's taxonomy places the organism in Eukaryota, Metazoa, Chordata, Lepidosauria, Squamata, Natricidae. The record is from RefSeq and is a predicted model, not a curated record. Gene Ontology annotation, molecular function: olfactory receptor activity. Bases 1 to 414 code for a protein of 137 amino acids.